This is a messenger RNA of Musa acuminata subsp. malaccensis (wild Malaysian banana), 1078 nucleotides long. NCBI's taxonomy places the organism in Eukaryota, Viridiplantae, Streptophyta, Magnoliopsida, Zingiberales, Musaceae. The record is from RefSeq and is a predicted model, not a curated record.
CUGACUUCGAGAAAGAACAUUGGGAUGAGAUGAAGCAGGAGAGCGCAGCGCAAACCAGCGCUUUUCGGGGAUUCCAAUGGAUCAUCUCACUACUGAUUCCCUUCGAUCGAGCUCUCUGACGGUGGGAGAGAGGUUGUGUGCUGUGUUCAUACCGAUUAUUGCCAUCGUGGAGGCUCUCAUCUGCGUCGUCGCCGAUUGCUUCGACCACCGUUCGUUUCUCGUCCGCCGCGCCCCCCCGCCGAAGACCUUCGACUUCGCGAGGCUGGCACAUGACUCACGCUGCUUUACGGUGAACGAGGUGGAAGCGCUGUACGAGCUCUAUAAGAAGUUGGGGAACUCCAUAACCACCGACGGUCUCAUCCACAAGGAAGAACUUCAACUGGCAUUACUCAACACUCUAACCGGUGACAACCUUUUUCUCGAUAGGGUUUUUGACCUCUUCGAUGAAAAGAAAAAUGGUGUCAUUGAUUUUGAAGAAUUUAUCCAUGUCCUCUGUGUCUUCCAUCCAUGUGCUCCCCUCGAUGACAAAAUCGAAUUUGCAUUCAGAUUGCAUGAUCUUAGACGAACUGGGUUUAUCGAGCGAAAAGAAGUAAAACAGAUGGUGAUCGCUAUUUUAAGGGAGUCAGACAUAAUGCUUUCGGAUGAUCUUCUCGAGGCCAUACUGGAUAUGGCAUGUCAUCUGAGACAUUUGCAGAAGCUGUCAAUGGGGAUGACAAAAUUAACAGGGAAGAAUGGAAGGACUUCGUCAUUCGACACCCUAAUCUUUUGAAGAACAUGACUCUUCCUUAUCUCAAGGACAUCACCACAGCAUUCCCUAGUUUCGUCUUCAAUACUGAGGUUGAAGAGUAAGCGAAAGCAUGUUCGCAAAUGGAAAUGGAACGCCGAUUCAUCCUCAAUACCUACCUUGUAAAUCGGGUUAUCACAUCGUUUGAUCUUUCAGCAGCUGCAACUUGGAUGGACCACACGACUUGGUGUUAUCUGUGCCCGUCAUGUUAUGUCGGACAAAGCAUUCACAAUUGUUCAGAUCCUUUGGUAUUUGUAUGGAAUAAUAGAUUGAGAUGAUGGUUUGCGACUUUGU